UGAGCGGUGCGGCUUCACAGGAGCGUUGUCAUGUGAAAAGCCGCAUUUGCAGUAUUACUCCUUACAGGCUGACCAAAAAACAGAGAGAGAAAAGCCCAAGAAAGCGCCUUAUUUCGCCUCCCCUUUCCCCUCCUGUUUCCCAGUUUGGACUAGCAGACCCAAGGGAGAGUGCCAUGUCCAAGCCGGCGGCGGGCGGUGCAAAUGAUGUCACCCGCUUCCUUUCCAUGGAGGCGGGACCAAGCUCGCCCACCUCUGUAUUCUCUGCCUCCAGCCAAGCUGAUUGGGCGGCUAAGAGGCUCGUCUGGGUUCCGUCUGAGAAACAUGGCUUUGAGUCUGCGAGUGUGCGUGAGGAGCGAGGGGAUGAGGUGGAGGUGGAGCUUACAGACAGCGGGCGGAAGCUGACAUUAUUGCGGGAGGAGCUUCAGCGAAUGAACCCGCCCCGUUUCAGUAAAGUGGAGGACAUGGCUGACCUCACCUGCCUUAAUGAGGCCUCUGUCCUGCACAACCUGAGAGAACGCUACUACUCAGGACUCAUAUAUACAUACUCUGGCCUCUUUUGUGUAGUCGUAAACCCCUACAAGAAUCUGCCCAUCUACACAGAGUCCAUUGUGGAGAUGUAUCGUGGCAAAAAACGUCAUGAAAUGCCACCACACAUCUAUGCUAUAUCAGAAGCAGCCUACCGGAGCAUGCUUCAAGACAGAGAAGAUCAAUCCAUCCUUUGCACGGGGGAGUCUGGAGCGGGGAAGACAGAGAAUACUAAGAAAGUGAUUCAGUAUCUGGCACAUGUGGCAUCAUCUCAUAAAAGUGGAACUCUGGGCCGCAGCAAAGACAGCGGCCUCCAGAUGGAUGGCACACGUUCUCUGGGUCGUGGCAGUAGUACUGUAAACAGGGGGGAGCUAGAGAGACAGCUUCUGCAGGCCAACCCUAUCCUAGAGGCCUUUGGCAAUGCAAAGACCGUCAAAAAUGACAACUCCUCCAGAUUUGGCAAAUUUAUCCGUAUCAAUUUUGAUGUGACCGGCUAUAUAGUCGGUGCCAACAUUGAGACCUACCUGUUAGAGAAGUCUCGAGCCAUCCGUCAGGCCAAAGAUGAGAGAACCUUCCAUGUCUUCUACCAGUUACUCUGUGGAGCCUCUGAGGCCAUGAAAGCCGAGCUGCUCCUGGGCAGUGCAGAUCAGUACCGCUUUCUAUGUGGGGGUUCAGUUCCUGUUCCAGGUCAGAGUGAUGCAGAGAACUUCACUCAGACAAUGGACUCCAUGAGUAUCAUGGGUUUCACUCAAGAGGAGUCCACAUCCAUGUUGAAGGUGAUCUCUGCUGUGCUGCAGUUUGGGAACAUUUCCUUUCAGAAGGAGAAGAAUUCAGACCAGGCCUCUAUGCCUGAUGACACAGCUGCACAGAAACUCUGCCACCUGCUGGGCAUCAAUGUGCUGGAGUUCAGUCGAGCCAUACUCACUCCUCGCAUCAAAGUGGGCCGCGAGUAUGUGCAGAAAGCCCAGACCAAGGAGCAGGCAGACUUCGCAGUGGAGGCUCUGGCAAAGGCCACCUAUGAGCGCCUGUUCCGCUGGCUUGUGCACCGCAUCAAUCGAGCACUGGACCGCAGACAGAGGCAAGGAGCUUCCUUCAUCGGCAUCCUGGACAUCGCCGGCUUUGAGAUAUUCCAACUGAACUCCUUUGAGCAGUUGUGUAUAAACUACACUAAUGAAAAGCUGCAGCAGCUUUUUAACCACACCAUGUUUGUGCUGGAGCAAGAGGAGUACCAGCGUGAGGGCAUUGAGUGGAACUUCAUCGACUUUGGCCUGGACCUGCAGCCCUGCAUUGACCUCAUCGAGAGACCGGCGCAUCCCCCUGGUGUGUUGGCACUGUUGGAUGAAGAGUGUUGGUUUCCACGGGCAACAGAUCGAUCAUUUGUGGACAAACUGUCUGCUGAGCAAGGCACCCAUCCCAAAUUCUACCGGCCACGGCAGCUCCGUGAAGAGGCUGAUUUCUCCAUCAUACAUUACGCUGGGAAGGUGGAUUAUAAGGCAGAUGAGUGGUUGGUGAAGAACAUGGAUCCUCUGAAUGAUAAUGUAGCAUCUCUUUUACACCAGUCAUCUGACCAUUUCAUAUCAGAGCUCUGGAGAGAGGAUAUUCAGACUCUUCCUCGUGUCUACUUUUUUGACUCCUAUGCCACACUGCAGACCAAUGGCUCUGACAGCAUGGAGAGGAUUGUGGGAUUAGACCAAGUGGCGUCUGGUGGGCUGGCUGAGGGCAGCGGACCAGUGACGUUUGGAGCAGCAGGGCUGAAGACAAAAAAAGGAAUGUUCCGGACAGUUGGACAGCUGUACAAAGAGUCAUUGACCAAACUGAUGGCCACACUACGGAACACCAACCCCAACUUCCUGCGUUGCAUCAUCCCCAACCAUGAGAAGAGGGCCGGGAAGUUGACUCCUCAUUUGGUUUUGGAUCAGCUAAGGUGUAAUGGAGUUCUAGAGGGAAUCAGAAUCUGCAGGCAGGGUUUCCCCAACCGCAUCCCCUUCCAGGAGUUCAGACAAAGGUAUGAGAUUCUGACCCCAAAUGCCAUACCUCGCACCUUCAUGGAUGGGAAGCAGGCCUGUGAGCUCAUGAUCAAUGCUCUGGAGCUGGAUCGGAACCUGUUUCGGGUGGGGCAGAGUAAAGUGUUUUUCCGCGCUGGAGUGUUGGCACACUUGGAAGAGGAGAGAGACUUGAAGAUCACAGACACCAUCAUUCACUUCCAAAGUGCUGCCCGCGGAUAUCUCGCCAGGAGGGCAUUUCUGAAGAAGCAGCAGCAGCUAAGCGCACUGCGGGUUAUGCAGAGAAACUGUGCUGCUUACCUGAAGCUACGCAACUGGCAGUGGUGGAGGCUCUUCACCAAGGUGAAGCCGCUGCUCCAGGUGACCCGCCAGGAUGAGGAAAUUCAAGCUCGAGAGGCGGAGCUUCAGAAAGCCAAAGACAAGCUGAGCAAAGUGGAGCAUGAGUAUACUGAACUGGAGAGAAAACAUCAACAGCUGCUGGAAGAGAAGGCUGUACUUACAGACCAGCUACAGGCAGAGGCUGAGUUAUUUGCUGAAGCGGAGGAGAUGAGAGCACGGUUAGCCAGUCGCAAGCAGGAGCUGGAGGAGGUGCUGGGGGAGCUUGAGGGCCGAUUGGAGGAAGAAGAAGAGAGGGGUGUACAGUUAGCCAAUGAGAAGAAGCGAAUGCAGCAGCAUGUACAAGAUUUAGAAGAGCAAUUGGAGGAGGAAGAGGGGGCGCGGCAGAGGCUCCUGCUGGAGAAGGUUACCCUGGAAACCAAAGUGAAGAGUCUGGAGACGGAAACCCUGACUGCAGGAGAGCAGAGAGACAGACUGAGCAAGGAGAAGAAGCAGUUGGAGGACAGGUUGAAUGAGGUGACAGACCAGCUGACUGAGGAAGAGGAGAAAGUGAAGAGCCUCAACAAGCUCAAGAACAAACAGGAAGCUGUCAUUGCUGACCUGGAAGAGCGUCUGAAGCGAGAGGAACAGGGCCGUCUGGAGCAGGAGAAAUGGAAGAGGCGCAUGGAGAGUGAAGCAGCAGAGGCCCAGGAGCAGCUAACUGAUUUGGGUCUGCUUGUCACAGAGCUCCGCAGCACCUUGUCCAACAGAGAGAAAGAGAUCACUACACUACAGACACGGAUGGAGGAGGAAGGCGCUCGACGUGCGGAGGCCCAGCGGGCUCUGAGGGAAGCCAUGUCUCAGGUAUCUGAGCUGAAGGAAGAGGUAGAGAAUGAACGAGGGAUGAGAGAGAGGGCAGAGAAGCAGAGGAGGGAUCUUGGUGAGGAGUUAGAAGCCCUCAGAACUGAACUAGAGGACACACUGGACACCACAGCUGCCCAGCAAGAGCUCAGGUCUCGGCGUGAGGCUGAGCUGGGAGAGCUCCAGAGACUGGUUGAGGAAGACACUCGGCGCCAUGAAGCCCAGCUCUCGGAGCUCCGAGUGAAGCACAGUGCUGCUAUUGAGUCCCUACAGGAGCAACUAGACAAUGCUAAGAGAUCUCGUCAGUCUCUGGAGAAAGCGAAGGCCAUGCUGGAGGAGGAACGUGUGAACCUGACGGCUGAGCUGAAGGCCCUGCAGGGGGGAAAGAUGGAGAGUGAGAGAGGCAGAAAGAGAGCGGAAGGACAGCUCCAAGAACUGACUGCCCGCCUAGCCCAGGCUGAGAGAGAGAGGGAGGAGAGGGAGGAUAGGCUUCAUAAACUUCAGUUAGAGAUAGAGUCUCUAUCCAGUUCUCUGUCCUCAUCUGACACCAAAUCUCUUCGUUUGAGCAAAGAGGUCAGCAGCCUGGAGAGUCAGCUACAUGAUGCGCAGGAGCUCCUGCAGGAUGAGACACGUCAGAAGCUGGCGCUGGGCUCCCGUGUUCGGGCUCUGGAGGAGGAGAAAGCAGCUCUGAUGGAGAGGCUGGAGGAGGAGCAGGAAAAGACCAGGGAGCUCACACGCCAGAUCCAAACUUACACACAACAGCUUGCCGACCUAAAGAGGCAGUCUGAAGAAGUGAAUGCAGCAGUGGAAGCAGGAGAGGAGAGCAGGAGGAAGCUGCAAAGGGAGCUGGAAAAUGCCACGCAAAGAGAGAGAGCCAAAGAGGAGGAGAAAGAGCGAGUGGAACGACAGAAGGAGCGUCUGAGAGAGGAGAUAGAGGACAUGACCAUCGCCUUGCAGAGGGAGAGGCAGAACUGCACCACUCUAGAGAAGAGACAGAAGAAAUUUGAUCAGUGCCUGGCGGAGGAGAAGGCAGUGAGUGCCCGGCUGGCUGAAGAGCGUGACCGAGCGGAGGCUGAGAGCCGUGAGAAGGAGACUCGCUUCCUUGCACUGUCUAGAGAGUUACAAGAAGCAUCUGAGCAGCGUGACGAGCUGGAGAGAACCAAUAAGCAGCUUCGCCUCGACAUGGAGCAGCUUGUCAAUGCUCAAGACGAUGUGGGAAAAAACGUGCAUGAGUUGGAACGUUCUCGGAGGGCUCUGGAAGUGGAGGUGCAGUCUCUGCGGGAGCAGACACAGGAGCUGGAGGAGGAGCUGGGUGAGGCUGAAAACUCGCGGCUCAGACUGGAGGUCACGCUGCAGGCACUCCGUGCCCAGUUUGAGCGUGAAAUAAGCGCAAAGGAGGAAAAAGGAGAGGAAAAGAGGAGGGCCCUCAACAAACAGGUGCGUGAGCUGGAAGCUCUGUUAGAAGAAGAGAAGACUCAAAGAGCUCAAGCACUCUCCGUCAAGAAGCAGAUGGAGGUGGAACUCCAGGAGGCAGAGUCUCAGGUGGAAGCAGCCACACGUGGCAGAGAGGAGGCACUCAGGCAGCUGAAACGACUCCAGGCUCAGAUGAAGGAGGUGUUGCGAGAGUUGGACGAGACCAAGAUGGCUCGAGAUGAAGUCGUUGCCCAAUCAAAGGACAGCGAGAAGCGCCUGCAGACUCUGGAAGCAGAACUACUGCAGCUGACAGAGGAGCUGGCUGUUUCAGAGAGGUCGAGAAGGCAGGCUCAGCAGGAGCGAGAUGAGAUGGCUGAAGAAAUUCUUAACACCAACAGCGGGAAGUCAGCUCUAUGUGAUGAAAAGAGGCGUCUGGAGGCCAGGAUCAGUCAGCUGGAGGAGGAGCUGGAAGAGGAACAGAGCAAUGCUGAGAUGUUGGCUGAGAGGCAGAGGAAGACCACACUGCAGGUGGAGACUCUGACUGUGCAACUGGCCGGGGAGAGGACGUUGGCUCAGAAGAGCGAGGGGGCAAGGGAGAGCCUCGAGAGGCAGAACAAGGAAUUGAAGACAAGGCUAACUGAGCUAGAAGGAGCUGUCAGGGGAAAACACCGACUAAGUGUUGCUGCCCUGGAGUCCAAAAUCGAAGCCAUGGAGGAGCAGCUGGAACAAGAGAGACAGGAACGUGCAAUGGCCAAUAAACUGGUGCGGAAAACAGAGAAGAAACUGAAGGAGGUGGUGUUGCAGGUGGAGGAUGAGAGGAGGCACGCAGACCAGUACAGAGAGCAGCUGGACAAGUCGAUGGGGCGUCUGCGGCAGCUGAAGAGGCAGCUGGAGGAGGUGGAGGAAGAGAACUCGCGCACAAACGCCCAGCGCAGGAAACUACAGCGUGAGCUUGAGGAAAUGGGCGACAGCAUGCAGAGCAUGACCCGCGAACUAAACGCUCUGCGCUCCCAACUCAGCUGCACAGAUCGACCCAGAGCCGACAAGCGUGCUCCUCUUCCUCUCUCAGUACGUGGAGGUCGGAGGGCUUUAGUGGAUGACCUCUCUCAGGAGAACUCUGACUCUGAGGAGCCUCCCGCCUCCCCUACUCCCUCGAGCGGCCUUCCAGGCACCCCUGUGCCCUCUGACAACGCCCUGGGGCCACCUCCCCCCUACAGCCUGGCGGACACUGAGUAACUAAUAAAGAGAACGCUGGGCGACCAGGCGGAGGACGGAGAAAGGGAUAGGACUAAUCAGUUACCUAACACAGCACUGCAGUCAGAAAACCCACACUGAGUAUACCUCUGCAGCCAAGACUGAAAUAACUAAAUGAAAAUGUAUAUCAGCUGGAGAUAUAAUGCAAAUAAUGCUGGUACACAAACAGCACUAUUGAAAUCAGUCCUAUAUUGAGAUAUUGAAAAAGGACAAGAGUUGAUUUCCUGAAGUGGAAAAGAAACUACUUUUUCCAAUAUUCUGAGGGAAAUACCAUUAAUGUAUAUUAGAACAGCCACAUAUCAGUGCAAUGUAUAUCAGGCUUAAUGUGGCAAAGUUAAGAUGGCUGCAUCAACCCUAAGCGCUCUUUCAAUCAAUCAUAAGCCAUGUGUUUAAGGGCAGUCUGCAUGUUUAUGAUGGCAAUCAGGUAGAAAAUCAUGGUUAGACGUUCUUCAGCGAGUUAGCUGUGCUUGCAUGAAUGAUUCAGCUGCUGAUCAGUAUUAAUCUCAGAAGGCUUUCUCUCUCUCACUUUAGGUGAAAAUGAUUUCAGCAAUUGGGAAUUGAAAAUUUGAAGGAAUUUAACCUUUUUCAGAGUAUUUGUCUUUGAAUAUUUAGGGGUAGCAGUGUCAAAUGAAUUUUUUAACAUGGUUUGGUAUCACCAAUUUUACACAUUUUGAACAUCAACUAGAAAGUGAGAGAGAAAAAAAUGAUCUACUGUGAUAAAUCUGCCAAUAUGAGCCAGCUUUUACACUUUUGGCAUAAACAGAGGGAAAAUAAGACGGUAGGGCAGAAUUUGCAAGCCAACAGAAAAAUAAGUAAAAAAAAAGAAAAACCUAAACUUGUAGGACAAAAAAUACAAAAAUGAUACAUUAGAAGAUAAAUAAAUAAGAAGUUGAAAAUAUUUGCUUUUCAUGUACAUAACAGUAAUAAUUCAGUGGUAUUUCACACUGGCUCAUUAGUGAUAUCUUUUGUGGGGUGAGAUCCCCAAAAACAUUGUGCAAGGUCAUUAUAGGAUCAGUCAAGUGUUUCCCAAACUGCUAAUAUCAAGUAACAGUAGACAGUUAUCAUCAUAGGUAAGAUGCAACAUUUUGGGGAAGCUGGGCCUUGUUCAAUUUCCUGUUACAUCCAGGGUACCUUAGAUACUGCCCCUGCCCUUUUAGAUCAGUGGUUCAUUCUAAGGCAAGUUCAUUUGUUACGUAGACUGUGAAUAGUUAGACAGUGAGGAUUUCUUCUUCUUACAUCUUUUCAUUUCACUACCAGUUUCAGACACCUUAAUUGUAGUGCUUAUCAAGCUAAAAUAUUCUCAUUAUUCAUGUUAUUUAUUUGUAUUUUGAAUUAUUUUCUUGUCUUAUAAGAAUAUGUCAUGGUUGUUGCCUAUACUUUGCAGUUUAACAAAGGGCCAAGACACGUUACUGAUAUCAUGAGGAAGAACACUAUAUGUACAAUUUCUCUAAAGACACAGUGAAACUAGAAUUCUAGAAAAGUGAGAGUCAUGUGUUAAAAAACAUAUUACACUAAUAGUAAUGGCCAAGACAAUGAACAACUCAGAGAGGAGACAGACUGGUGUGCUGUGGCUCAUCUGUCAAAGAGAGAUUUUUUAGUCUUGUUACAGAGCUAAACGGUAUGGUUAUAUCAUGUCACUAAGCGAUCUCAUUGUUGGAAGCACAUCACUGACUUUGUAUCGAUCUAAAUUACAUUUAAGAUGUUUCUUUUUUACUCUGUCUGUGUAAAAUACUCAUGGAACAAAGCUUUUAUGUUUUACCAAAUCUAUGGCGAAUGGAUGAACAAAGGGAUAUCAACUAAGGCAGUUCCACAGUAGAUAGUAGUACAACCCUGUAGUUUAGGCUUGUAGUGAUGCUGUACAUAAUUUCAACACAUCUUCCCAGCCAACACCCAGAACUUUCCCAGAAUUCCCCUUCAUCCUAGCUGUUUUUGCACACAUGAUGAGCUAGUGAGCUUUAGAUCACAGUAGGAUAGAAUCUGUUGUAGCUGAUUGGUUAAAAGGAGGGUUGAAGUUUUUCCUUGGUUAAGAGAGCCUUAUGAAUUGUUUUUACUGAUUAUUUCUAUGCGGUUUAAUGUAACCACAAUUGCAGUAAACCACACAGAACCGUCUGUAAAACUCCUCUAAUGAAUGUGUUCCUUUAUGAGGUUUGAUGAAUUCAUUCCUGUGUUUUCAGGCUAAAAUAAGGCCUUUCCCUUAAUGACAUCUCUAUUCUAUUCACCUCAAAUAAAAAAGCUGCUCUUUUCUUGUAUUUUAUCUAUGUUGCUAGUUCCAUUUUAGACAUUUCUCAUUACGUCUUUCCUUAACAGAGUCCCAGGUAAUAUAGAAAGAAUGACACUGUACUGUUUUACAGACUAUACUUGUGAAAUGUACUGAAAGGUACCUUAAUGGUCAGGCACUGAUCAAAAUCAGAAAGUGGUAGUUUUUGAAUUAGGACCAAAAAAAUCACUACAAUCUCGCACCUUCAGUUCAUUAGACAUAUGCUGUAGGAAAUUAGAUCUGGUAAGGUUUGCUUCUUUGACUACCUGCUUUGUGUUAUUUGCUAAUGCUACUUCUUUGUGCAAUAACAAAGUUCCUUAGAUCCACUGGUGCUCUGAAGGCUGGUGAAUUAGGCUUGGCCUUGUUUACCAGCAUUAUUUAUUGUUCAGUACCCAAACUGGCAAUUAUUCUCAGCUGACACUGUAUAAGAUACAUUGUCUCCAGUAAUAUGGGAGAAUAUUUUGACUGAUAUUACUCUCAUGAUUAAAUAUUGGUAUACAUUAGCCAUGUGCUAAAACACUAUUCUCUUGUUUGUUUUGUACAAGGGAUUUUUAAACUUUAUUCUGAUAUAAUAACAUUUUUGCCCAUUCCGAUUACAAUUAAAAGGAGAAACUGCACUCAUGAUUAAUAUGCUUUGAAAAUAUUCUUCAAUUUUAAGAAAUUGGAUUUAUGGAGGGCUACAUGUAACAUUCUCCUGUACUUAAGUAAUUUUAAUACAAAAAACACUACUGAUUUCAAAUUUCCAGUGAAUUAAAUGUAUGGCUCUCGUUUUGCACAAAUCGUUUUUAAUAUUUGUUUUAUGUUGUUUUAUAACUCUAGACUUCAGUCAAAAGAGACAGGUGGUUUCAUCUAAGCUGCUCUUUGACUGUAAAGUAUUGAAUGUGUGAUAAGAUUAGUGAUGGACAGAGAGAAUGAAGAAUGCCUCUUGUAUUUAUUGAUGGCAAGACUGGUGGUGUCUAGAAUAUAAGGGUUUUUGUCUUUUUUUGCCUUUUUAACUAUUGUU
This is a messenger RNA of Colossoma macropomum (tambaqui), 9631 nucleotides long. It is a transcript of the gene myh14, whose product is annotated as myosin, heavy chain 14, non-muscle. The transcript is spliced from 44 exons. Gene Ontology annotation, molecular function: ATP binding; cytoskeletal motor activity; actin filament binding. NCBI's taxonomy places the organism in Eukaryota, Metazoa, Chordata, Actinopteri, Characiformes, Serrasalmidae. The record is from RefSeq and is a predicted model, not a curated record. Bases 174 to 6353 code for a protein of 2059 amino acids. Gene Ontology annotation, cellular component: myosin complex.